UGGAGGAGGAGUGUUCGAAGUGUUCCUCUGAAUUUGGAAAUGUCCUCUCAACUUUUCCUUUACCAGUGAUUUUGGACUUUGCUGCUGCUAAUUAUCAACUUUUCCACACACACACACACAAAAAAAAAACCCUGCUGUUUUUCUUCUUCUAGACAUUACAUAUCAAAGAUGUUCUUGUGUGUCAGACGUUUUGCGAGAGCUGUAGUUUCUCAGGGACAAACGGUUGAAGUGUUUUCGUCGUGGACCACGGCAUCAUCCACAAACGAUGUAGCCAGUAAGCUAACUUAACGGCUCUCCGCGGUGAGAGUAGCCCGUCAAAACGAAUGCUUCAGGUACGCACUGUCGCGAAGAGGGCUACGAUAUGGUAUUUUUUGUAUAGUCUUCAAGUGGCGAGUUUGUUCCGACUUUCCUCGUGUUUUCAUUGCUGUCACGAUGUAACCCAGUGUGAAUUCACACGCCGUCCCGCUAUACCGGAGGACAAGGCUGGGCAUCAAACUUGUCGUAACGGUUCUUCUCAGGAUGUUUCACGGUACAUGCUGCCAACGCCUUUCUUCUUGGAGCCACUUGGGGGUCUUUUUGGUGUCCGUGUGGUUUACCAUGAUGACAGUGGGAAAACAGCAGGCCGGAGUUUGCAGAGGAUGGAUGGUACACUGAAAUUAAAUAGUCCUAUGGUGUUUUCGGCUGAAGAGGAGCCCAUCUCCUCUACAGCUCCUGCUGGCCCAUGGGGACAUUCCAUUUACACCUCAUUUAGCUACGUGUCAAACAUCUUAGACCGCAGAGGCCGCAGAAGCACCCUCACCAGGUACAACACUGGUCAUGCUCUGCCUCAGGUUCAGAGUGUGGCAAAUCCAUUGGCAUUUGGAGUCAAAUUUCAUAAGUGUGCACAGGUGAAACUUGACACUGAUCCCCCUCAGCUGGCAUUCUUCCUGCUGAUUCACAACAUGGGCCCAGUGGGGGGCACCAACCUGUCUCAGGUGGCCGUGCGGGACUCCAUCUCUGGGAUAGUGCCCCUAAAGACUGAGGGCAAGGUGGUGGAAACAGGCUAUCAGACUUUUGCUAUUGAUUCACUGUCUGCUGGAUCCCAAGUUGUUGUGAAUUAUACCGCCCACAUCAGGAGUCAUAAGAGUGAAGUCCUGGACCUUCCAGCGUUUCUCACCUUCUCUAAUGCCUCACAGAAUGAUGUUAGUAUGUUUGGUCCACUAAUGGCUAAUCUAACCUUGAGAGUGAAUUCCACUGACCGGAUUUAUCCAAACCAUGGUGUCCAUUUUGCGGGAUUUAUUGGUGGGUUCUUUGUUACUUUGGUGCUGCUGUCCCUGGGGUUUCUGGCCAUGAACCUGAUAGGUCCAAGAACCAGACUGAACCUUCUUCAGCAAAGGAAAAACAGGGGUGAUUUGGAUCCAGAGUAUGCAGAAUGCAACAUAAGUGAGACAGCCAAAGAUGAGGCAGUUUUUGAAGACAAGAUGGUGGACAUCAUGGUGCUGGAGGAUCCUCAGAACAUGUACCAGGCUCUGGAGAACCUUGAAAUGUCCAGCCUUUUGCGUGCAACCACCAACCUGGAGGCCAGCCGGGUUCAGAUCUACAAGGACCUGAUGGCCUCCCUGCUGGGAAGCCUGCGAUCCCGAUGCCAGGCCAGCACUCAGGUCCAGCAGAGGCUGCUCAGUGUGCUCCAUGGCCAGCUGCUGGGCAUGGAGGGUCGACUGAAGGAGGAACUGGGGGCUCGCAUGGCAGCUCUGGCUGGUCAGUGUAACCUGGAGACUCGGGAGGAAAUGGAGGUGGAGCAUCGUAGGGAAGCUGCUGAAAAGGCCAGAGCUGAGCUGCUGUGUCAGCAUGCAGACCAACAGGAGCUCCUCCAGUGCAGUGUCCUCCUAGAGAAGCUGCACAAGCUGAACCAGAGCCAGCUCCAGCACACUCUCCUGGUCCGACACGAAGAAGCCUCAGCUAAGGUCCAGAGGCAGAUCAUAGAGUGGCGCAGAGUAGAGCUCCACAAGAUCUUCUCUGAGGAACUGGAGGAGGCCACAAGGAUGGGCGAGCUAGAGAAGAGUACAGCCAAGAGUCUACAACAUGAUUACUUCACCUGCCAAGAUCAACUAGAGGAAGUGCUGGACGUGGUCCUGGCCAAUCAGCGUUAUGUGCUGGCUGAGCGCCAUGCACAGAGGAAGUUCCUGGUGCACAGCCUCCACAGCCUCAAGAGCCUCAUUUCUGACACUUUCUCCAGCACCUCCAGCAGUCUGGACCAAUGGUUCACUCACAUCAGGAGAGGGAGCAUUGUGCCUGUAGAGCAGAUAGACCAGCUGCAAGACAAGGCCCAGAAGGAGCUGGUGAUGGUGAGGCAGAGGCUGGAUGAGGCUCUGAGCCAAGAGAGGAGAGCUAUGCACUGUGGCCUGAUUAAGAAGAGGAGGGAGCUCAUCUCUGACAUGCUGCAGGGGCACAUGCAGAGGCAGAAAGACCUGUCCAGCCUGUCAAGGGGCUUGGAAGAACAGGUGCAGGUGGCCCAGCACCUGCACUGCUGGCAGAACCUGCUGACGGCCCAGAGCCUGGAACUUGCCGAGCUCAUCAACAACCUGGAUGAGGAGGCUGCUGCUGACAUCCGCAAGGUGACCAUGCGUGUGAUCCAGAGUGCCAUGGCUGAAGUCAAUGCCAUCCAGCCUUCUGCAGCCCAGGCCCUGCUGAACCUCUGGCCUGCUGGUGCUCCACACUCUCUGCUCCAGGUAGAGCCAGAGUCAGGGCCAGGCCAGAGCCAGGGACAAGGGGCCAGCACUCUCCUCCCGGCCCAGGAGAAGCUGCACCAGGAAGGCAAGGCAGCCUUACGCACCCUCAGGGGCACCAGGGAGGCUCUGCAGGAAGCCAUGGAGAAAGAGCUGCAGCAGCAGAGUGAGCUCAGGGCCCAGGGGCGCGCUUUCUUCAGGUGUUUGUGCUCGUCUCAGUUGACCCUGUCAGAAGAUGACAGGCUGCGGAUGAAACUAGAGUUCCAGAAGUGUCUGUCUGUGAUGGAUCGCUGCCUGGUGCUGCCUCAUGCUGUCUCCAGAGCCAAACUCCUCACUGCCCUGGCUGCCUGGAGGAAGCAACAGAUGGAAAACACAUCCACAGAAAAGAAGCCACAAUCCAAGGGGAAAUCCAGUGAGGCCAGAAAGAAAGCAGACACAUCUAAGCUGCUUGUCUUCCAGAAGAGGCUAGAGGACAGAAUCCAGCUGUUUGAGAGGGAGAAGGAGAUGGAGAGUAGUGUCAUGGACAAGGUCUUGGAUGAGAUGCUGAGGGGCAGAGAGGGUGAGCUGCGCUCUCAGGCAGACAGCCUGGCGAUGCAGAUGGCUACUAUCCACUACCAGAAGGCAGAGAGGAGGACCAAGGUCUUGGAGACCUCCAGAGCCAUGCUUACCCUGCACAGCCUGCUCACCCAGCAGCUCAGAGAGGGAAAGAGUCUGGAGAGACAAGACAUGGCCCAGAGUAUACAGAGCCACUGCUCGGGACUAGAGGAAGCAGAGCAGCAGCUUCAGAAGGAGAGGACAGAGUUGGACUGCCUGGAAACAGAUCAGCCUAAAGAGAAGUCAAAUAGAACAGAGCUGCAAGACUCUGAAGAGGGGAAGGAGGACAGACUGUUUCAGGUGCAAAGCGACUGCAGGAUGGCUACCAUCCUCCAGGAAGCACUCUACAAGUGUGAUCAGGCCAUCACACUCUUGACUGAGAGGUUGCAGGAGUCAACCACCAACAGUCAAGCCAUGGAAGAUUUGAAAGAACAGUUUGAGCUCAAGAGACUGUAUGCAAACUGUGACCAGGACCUGGACUUUGCAUCUCGGCUGGUGAAGCAGAGUCAGAUAUCCACUGAGGUUCUCCUGGAGGCCCUGCGCCUCCUCCUCCCCACCCUGCCUGAAUCUGAACUCCUCUCCAUCACGGAUGCCCUCUGUCCCAAACAGCCCCUUGGGUCACCCUCUGCAGAGCAGGAUCACCCAGGGCGUCCUGAGGGGUUAAACAGAGCUCUUCUGGUCAAAUUAAGAGAAGACAUGGUGCAGAGGAAUGUGUCAAGCCACACUAUGGACAGAGGCAGGCUGCAGGAGCAGAGGCAAAGUCUGAUGGAAAAACUAUUCCCCAGUCCUCGCCUCCAGGCUCCAAGAGACACUGCACCAGUGCUGGUUGAAGAGAAAGGAAACUGUCUUACCAACAUACAGGAGACCAUGUAUAAAACAGCCAUGACAUUCUAUGACAAAAAGGUUACACAGCAGCACAACAACACUACAAGAGAAGGGGAAGUGGAGGCAGUGAAUGAAACCUUACACAGCUCAUCAGAGGCACCCGCUGCCUCCACAUCUGCCAACACCGCACUGGGCAUCCCUGCCACCGGGGAGAGGGUGUUUGUGUUUCGGGUACCACCAGAAUCACACAGCAGCGUGGACGCCCCCAGGAGAAAAAGGAAGAGAAACUUCCUCAAUCUGAAGAAGGGCUCAGUGGCUCCAACAAACCUACCUUGAGAUUUACAAACUUUUGCCUUUUGCUAUGGUUUUUCUAUGUCUGCAUACUGAUGGUACUUCACAGUGAUAUAAUAUUACUGACCAAAAUGAAGACAUUUUUGAUUUGUAGCCACAAAGUUAGGACACUUGCUGUACUUUAAGUUUCAUGUAGCCAUUGGCUUUGUUUUUAAGUAAAGGCAGCUGACUUUAACUGUUUUAGAGUUGUUCCUUUGCUCAAUAAUUGUUCCUUUGCCCAAGGUUUA
Myripristis murdjan (pinecone soldierfish) is the source of this 4702-nucleotide messenger RNA. Its product is annotated as limbin. Gene Ontology annotation, cellular component: ciliary membrane; plasma membrane protein complex. The coding region runs from base 324 to 4460 and encodes 1378 amino acids. The record is from RefSeq and is a predicted model, not a curated record. Gene Ontology annotation, biological process: smoothened signaling pathway. NCBI's taxonomy places the organism in Eukaryota, Metazoa, Chordata, Actinopteri, Holocentriformes, Holocentridae. The transcript is spliced from 23 exons.